Chanos chanos (milkfish) is the source of this 2939-nucleotide messenger RNA. RefSeq names its product cullin 3b (gene cul3b). The transcript has 15 exons. Gene Ontology annotation, molecular function: ubiquitin protein ligase binding. Gene Ontology annotation, biological process: ubiquitin-dependent protein catabolic process. The record is from RefSeq and is a predicted model, not a curated record. NCBI's taxonomy places the organism in Eukaryota, Metazoa, Chordata, Actinopteri, Gonorynchiformes, Chanidae. The coding region runs from base 162 to 2465 and encodes 767 amino acids. Gene Ontology annotation, cellular component: cullin-RING ubiquitin ligase complex.
GCUAAAGUGAGAGGUGGCAGUGGAUUGUCAACAAGUCCUAAGAGAGGGGACGCAAUCUAGUAAAGAAGGUCAAGUGGAAGCUGAUCAACGGCUCAGUCCCCUGUCCUUAUCUCGAGAAGACUUUCAUGUGAAGACAGUGAACACCGGAGACCUAGCUAAACAUGCCCAAUCUCAAUCAAGGCGGCGCCAAGAAGGACACCAAGAUGAGGAUACGAGCUUUUCCUAUGACCAUGGAUGAGAAGUAUGUGAACAACAUCUGGGACCUUCUGAAGAACGCCAUCCAGGAGAUCCAGAGGAAGAACAACAGUGGGCUUAGUUUUGAAGAGCUAUACAGGAACGCAUACACCAUGGUGCUGCACAAACACGGCGAGAAGCUAUACACAGGCCUACGAGAGGUCGUCACCGAACACCUCAUUAACAAAGUACGAGAAGAUGUCCUCAACUCUUUAAACAAUAACUUCCUCCAAACGCUAAACCAGGCCUGGAAUGAUCACCAGACAGCCAUGGUGAUGAUCAGAGACAUCUUAAUGUACAUGGACCGAGUGUACGUUCAACAGAACAACGUCGAGAACGUCUACAACCUGGGUCUCAUCAUCUUCAGAGACCAGGUGGUCCGCUACGGCUGCAUCCGGGACCACCUGAGGCAGACCUUGCUGGACAUGAUAGCUCGCGAGAGGAAGGGAGAGGUGGUGGACAGGGGCGCCAUCCGUAACGCCUGUCAGAUGUUAAUGAUCUUAGGCCUCGAAGGACGGUCAGUUUACGAGGAGGAUUUUGAGGCACCAUUCUUAGAGAUGUCCGCUGAGUUUUUCCAGAUGGAGAGUCAGAAGUUCUUAGCAGAGAACAGCGCCAGCGUGUAUAUAAAGAAAGUUGAGGCACGGAUAAAUGAGGAGAUUGAACGAGUGAUGCACUGUCUGGACAAAUCCACAGAAGAGCCUAUUGUAAAGGUGGUGGAGAGGGAACUCAUCUCGAAGCACAUGAAAACCAUUGUGGAAAUGGAGAAUUCCGGACUAGUCCAUAUGCUCAAGAACGGAAAAACAGAGGAUCUGGCGUGUAUGUAUAAACUCUUCAGCAGAGUGCCAAACGGACUGAAGACCAUGUGUGAGUGUAUGAGCUCAUACCUGAGAGAACAGGGCAAGGCUCUGGUGUCCGAGGAGGGCGAGGGCAAAAACCCUGUCGACUACAUUCAGGGUCUGCUGGAUCUGAAGUCCCGGUUUGACCGCUUCCUGCAGGAGUCCUUUAAUAAUGACCGGCUGUUCAAACAGACCAUCGCCGGAGAUUUCGAGUUUUUCCUGAACCUGAACUCCCGCUCGCCCGAGUACCUGUCCUUGUUUAUCGACGACAAACUGAAGAAAGGAGUGAAAGGACUGACGGAGCAAGAGGUGGAGUCCAUUCUGGACAAGGCCAUGGUGCUGUUUAGGUUCAUGCAGGAGAAAGACGUGUUUGAACGCUACUACAAACAGCACCUUGCCAGGAGACUUCUCACCAACAAGAGUGUGUCUGAUGACUCGGAGAAAAAUAUGAUCUCCAAACUAAAGACGGAGUGUGGGUGUCAGUUCACAUCUAAACUGGAAGGCAUGUUCAGAGACAUGAGCAUCUCAAACACAACCAUGGACGAGUUUCGCCAGCAUCUACAAACGACCGGGGUGUCUUUGGGUGGUGUUGAUCUUACCGUGAGGGUCCUGACAACAGGUUACUGGCCCACACAAUCAGCAACGCCCAAAUGCAACAUCCCACCUUCGCCAAGACACGCCUUUGAGGUCUUUAGGAGGUUUUACUUGGCCAAGCACAGUGGCAGGCAGCUCACACUACAGCACCACAUGGGCUCUGCAGACCUAAACGCCACCUUCUACGGACCAAUCAAAAAGGAGGAUGGCUCAGACAUGGGGGUUGGGGGUGCCCAGGUAACAGGCUCUAACACCAGGAAGCACAUUUUACAAGUCUCCACUUUCCAGAUGACCAUACUCAUGCUCUUCAACAACAGAGACAAGUCCACUUUUGAGGAGAUCCAGCAGGAAACAGAUAUCCCAGAGCGGGAACUGGUGAGGGCGCUGCAGUCACUGGCCUGUGGAAAGCCAACCCAGCGCGUGCUCACCAAAGAACCCAAAUCCAAGGAGAUCGAGAACGGGCAUGUGUUUACAGUCAACGAUCAGUUCACUUCCAAACUGCACAGAGUAAAGAUUCAGACAGUCGCCGCUAAGCAGGGCGAGUCGGAUCCUGAGAGGAAAGAGACGCGUCAGAAAGUGGACGACGACAGAAAGCACGAGAUUGAAGCAGCUAUCGUCCGCAUAAUGAAGUCCAGGAAGAAGAUGCAGCACAAUGUACUAGUAGCAGAGGUUACCCAGCAGUUGCGGGCCCGGUUCCUCCCGAGUCCUGUGGUCAUUAAAAAGCGCAUUGAAGGACUUAUUGAGAGGGAGUACUUGGCAAGAACGCCAGAGGAUCGCAAAGUGUACACAUAUGUAGCAUAAAGGAAGAAAAAAAAAAAAGAAUGAAUUCAGUGAAAAUCUUACAAGGAGUGCAAGAAAGAGUAUUAUUUCGGGACUAUGUUACCGCAUGAACUGGGACGACUUGUUUUUCUUUUUCUUUUUUUUCCUUUUUUUUUUAAUUUCUAAAAGAUACUGGGAAACACUGAGAAUCAACAUUUUUUUUUUCCUUCUACACACAGACUCGUUCUGAAUUCUUAGUGAUUCACGUAAGGCCUUCCAAAGCCUUCAAAUAAGCUGGAUCAGAUCCAGAGCCGGGCUUAUUCAGAGGGCUGCCGUCUCUAUGAGAGAACUGAGUGUGAAUGCACUACACUGUUACACUCCAACCUUGUAAACAAGACAUAGAAACAAAAAUAAAAUGCACAAACACACAAAAAAAGGGGUAACUAUUGGCUAACGCUGGUUGGUUCUCUGAAGACCGUUCACUUCAUUACUGACAAAUGCCUUCCCAGAUUUUUU